Molecule: messenger RNA, 1607 nt
Organism: Glycine soja
Lineage: Eukaryota; Viridiplantae; Streptophyta; Magnoliopsida; Fabales; Fabaceae
Product: CRIB domain-containing protein RIC10-like
Exons: 5
Coding region: 536-1006 (156 amino acids)
Source: RefSeq, a predicted model, not a curated record
AUCGAGGCUCACCAACCAUCAACCAAGCAUGGCAACUAUAAACAGCCAUACCAUAAUGGACACUCCUAAAUAAACAAUCCCAUCAAACCAUAUUAUUAAAUUGCCUUCCACUUUCGAAUCUCUGUCCUAAUUUUUUUUUUUUUUCAUCUUAAACCAACUCUCUCUAUCCAUUCUAGUUUUCAAAUUUUCAUUCAUGAAUGCCCACCUACUAUUCCUCUUCUCCUAGAGGCAUCUCUCUUUCCCAUUCUUCUCCUUCCUCCUUCCUAGUUUCAGUUCAAUCUGCAUUCCAUACCCCAUCUUUCAAAUCUCAACUUUUUUACACCCAUUCGAUCUUUUCUUCCUUCUAUUUGAUCUUUGCACGUGUCAGCACUCUCCACAUGAGUUUCAGAAUGAUGACGAAUGGAGCACAGAAAACAUAGUUGGAUUUCUAUCAGCACCGGCAUCAAAACCAUCUUGGGGCAAAAGCAUUUCCAGGUCAAGAAUUUUCGGUCUAUACUUCCCAUUUUGUCAUACUGUUGGGGUUGUGAUCUGCACCAUGGCAACCACAUUAAAAGGAAUCUACAAGAGUAUCAAAUACAUCACACAAAUAUUUGUUUUGAAGGAGCGGGAGAUGGAAAUUGGGUACCCGACAGAUGUUAAGCAUGUGGCUCACAUUGGAUGGGAUGGCCCCUCAGGAACUGGACCCAGUUGGAUGAAUGAUUUUAAAACAGCGCCUGAUUUUUCAACGUCACUAGGUAACUUGGGUGAACUAAAUGACCCCAAUGGUAUGGCUGUCACCGCAUCAUGGUCCUCCCAAGAUUUUGAAGAGUCCACAGGAAGCCAACCAGCAUCAAACAUUUACAAAGGCAUCCCAUCUGCUGGGGUUUCUCAUGCUUCUAAGAAAUCCAAAAAGAAAAAGACCAAGUCACCUUCCUCUUCUGAGUCGCUAUCUGCUUCAUCAAGACACUCAAGAGCAACAAAGUCAAAGGCUGCAUAUAGUGACAGAGAAGCUACUCCAAUCUCUUAAAAGUAGCGGGUUCAAGACUAUGGAAUUGGUGGGAGAAAAAAAAAUUUCAUUGUGAAUAGCAAGAUUAUGCUCUCAUCUGGUGAUCCAUUAGGGGAAGAAAGAAAAUAAAGUUGGAUUUGAAAAUUUUCCUGCUAUUUAGUACAGAUCCUAAUCCGCAGAGAGAAAAACCAAAUUGCUUGUCUUUUUGUCUAAAGGCUGAGAAUACAAGUGAAAAACCCAACAGGAGGUUUUUCUUGGAUGAUAAAAUUUGGUCUUCUCUGAAUCAUAUGCAUCCUUAUAUUCGGUAGUUGUAUUGUCAGUUUUGCAGAUUUAAAUGAAUGGACAUGGAACAAGGAUAUACCAAUAGAUGCCUAUUUAACAAGAUUAUUAUGCUAGUAAUUGAUUAUUCUUGAAGUAGAAUGUAAUCAGCGUACUUAUAUACACCUGCAGAUUGGAAUGCUAGUGGCCAGAGAAGGGGAUUCCAAGUUGUUGGUAUCCUCUUUGCUGAAUGAUGUUCAUCACUCAAUUGGUCCUUCAAGGUGCAUUGUGUUGUAUGUUUUGCCUUGUUUGUACUUUUUAGUAGUCCAUUUAUACAACUUCUAUGAAGUUUUUUUCUUUAUAA